CUCAAACUGCUGAGAUGUGGUUGUUAAUGGAGUGGGUUCUAGGACACUAGUAACACAUACAAAAAUUUUGAGAAAAAUUUAUAAUUAUCUGACGGAGUUUAGUUAGAAUUAUAAAUCUGUAUUUCGACAGAAUUUCUUUUUAGCAUAGAGCGUAGUCAUUGCAAACUGACAGGUACUGCAUCAUGCAAAGUUUCCAAGGACGCCAUUCGUCUAUCAUGAGGACGACAGCAACCAUCUACGAGCUGAGACACGUUUUCCAAAUUUUGACAUCCUCGGCUUCACUGCGCUUGGCACCUGCUGGAUCAGAGAAGCAGAUGGGACCGCGAGCAGUCCACGUUGCUAGGCAACGGACAAUUAAUUACCUAUUUCAAAGUGAUUUUGGCCUGCCAAAUAUAACGCUGACAUUGAAAUUGCAGAAAUGUCUGACGACGCUGGAUCUGACGUCACUGGGUGUGGGCUCUUGCGUGGGUACGGGAAUGUACCUCGUGGCCGGCAUGGUGGCGCGCAAUUAUGCCGGCCCUGGCGUGGUCGUCUCCUUCAUAAUCGCAGCUGUGGCGUCCAUCUUCUCCGGGGCCUGCUACGCGGAGUUCGGAGUUCGAGUCCCACACACGACUGGCUCUGCGUAUAUGUACAGUUAUGUGACGGUCGGUGAAUUCAUCGCUUUUGUGAUUGGCUGGAACAUGGUGCUCGAAUACCUCAUUGGCACGUCAGCUUGCGCAUGCGCACUCAGCGCCUGUUUCGACGCGUUGGCUAACGGUGGUAUCAGUGGGGCCAUCGGCGGAGCUGUGGGAACUAUUUUUGGGCGACCGCCCGACUUCCUGGCGUUCGUGAUCACGAUUCUGAUGACGCUUCUCAUGGCGGCAGGCGUCAAAAAGUCGCUGGUCUUCAACAACGUGUUGAACGCGCUGAACCUGUCCGUGUGGGUGUUCGUGAUGGCUGCCGGUCUCUUUUACGUGGACACAAGCAACUGGAGCGACCACAAGGGCUUCCUGCCGUACGGCUGGCCGGGGGUGCUGACAGGAGCCGCCACUUGCUUCUACGCCUUCAUUGGGUUUGACAUAAUAGCCACAACGGGGGAAGAGGCCAACAACCCUAAGCGAUCCAUCCCCUUGGCCAUCGUCAGCAGCCUCGUCAUCAUACUCAUCGCCUACGUCACUUCCUCGAUGAUGCUUACUCUGAUCGUGCCGUACGACGAGGUAGAUGCUGAUUCAGCACUGGUGGAGAUGUUUGGGCAGGUCGGGGCCAUGAAGUGCAAGUACAUUGUGGCGGUCGGGGCACUGGCAGGUCUCACUGUGUCCAUGUUUGGUUCCAUGUUUCCCAUGCCACGCAUCGUGUAUGCCAUGGCUCAGGAUGGACUCAUAUUCAGGACCCUGUCGCAGGUUUGGCCGACCACCGGAACACCGGUGCUCGCCACUUUCAUAUCUGGCCUUGCUGCGGCAAUGGCGGCGCUGUUAAUUCAGCUGGAAGUCCUUGUCGAGAUGAUGUCUAUUGGCACGCUCCUUGCCUACACACUCGUAUCAACCUGCGUGCUGAUCUUGAGGUACCAGCCCCAUUCCACCAACCUUAUCGAACUGCUGCCCCAGAGCCUCAGAACUCCCAUUCGUGGCUCACCCACCAAGGAGAAUCUCAGCAAUGGACAGGUGCUCUAUGGGAAGCAGUUGCAACCCGACCAACUGAGAGCGGCUCUCGGCACCACGGCGCCCUCCCCCGCGACCCCUAUCCACCAGCCUCCGGCGUCAGCUGUUGUUGGUAUGGGCCCCACUGGUACCCACCACAACCAGCAACAGAGGAUUAUGGUGCGGCGGGUCACACGCAGGACGGAUUGCACAGGCAAUGUGCAAGGAUUCGAAGAUUCACCUGACAGCGAUGACACAUUCCCAGGUGAGGAGCCAGAGGAGGAGUUCUCUAUGCGGGAUGACCAGUUCUUGGUGUCAGACCGCAGUGAAAACAAGUUUUAUGGCACAGUACAUGGUGGCAGCACAGGGGGCAGUGGUGUGGCAGGGGCAGUGGGACCCAGCCUGGGGUAUAUCGGUAGAAGACUGCAGGCCGCCACAUACCUGUGCCCAGCCAUAUUUCCGUGGGUGGACACAGGUCCUGCGACAGAGGAGUCGGGCAUGUUCGUCAUGAAGAUGGUGGGACUGUUGUACCUGCUGAUCCUCAUCUUUGACCUGAUUGUCGUGUGUGGCAUGGGCUCCAUGUCAGGCGCCACCACUUUCUUCCUUGUGGUCUUUCUCCUGGCAAUCAUUGCCGUUCUGCUCGUCAUCUCCAGGAAGCCCCAGAACAGGAAGACCUUGUUGUUCAUGACCCCAGGACUGCCCUUUGUGCCAGCCAUAGCAGUCAUGGUCAACAUCUACCUCAUCUUCAAGCUGUCCAUCCUUACUCUCGUUCGCUUCAUUGUCUGGAUGACGAUAGGUCUGGGUGUGUACUUCUACUACGGCAUUAAGCACAGCACGCUGGAGGAAGAAGAGAGCACUGGUGACCAGCAAAACAUUGAGCUCACGGUGACAGACGAGACACCCACACAAGAGUAUUGCCCUGCAAGUGAUCUGUUCAUUCCUGUCCAGAGUUUCCCCACAUGGGAUGACUAAAGCAUCUAAAGAUUCAUGGCUGCUAGACACAUCCACAUAUUGUCAGUAUUGGAAAUAUAAAUUUCAUUAUAGAUAUUUUGUUCAGCUGAUACUAAUAAAAAAGUUGAAUAUUUGGAAGGAAUUUAUAAUGGCAAGACAGCAGUGGAGGUUUUUAAAGAAUUGACUGAGGUCUAUAGUCUUUCAUUUCAGAACUAAAUAAAUCCAUCAUUAAAUUGUGGUGUCUAGAGUACUGAGUACAUUAAACCAGAAAUGUAGCAGGCACAUUAUAUGAAGACUCUAUGAAAUUUUCUCUCCCUAAAAACAUGCUGGCCCCAUGACUGUAUUAUAAUUCUUCAAUUGGCAAACGUACCUUUAGGAGUUGAGUCGCACCUGACAUUAUUUUUCCCACAACCACUAGGAAUUUACAUAUAGCAUACAAGGCAGGAUGAAUAAGUAAGUAACACAUCGUCAUCUGUAUUAUAUAAUGGAACUGUUGUUAGGAACAUGUGUUCACCAAAAUCAGUACGAAAAAUCUACAGUUCUACAUAGUUCUUGUAGGCUCAGGUGGCACUGGUGUGUAUGUGUGUCCCUCUUGACAAGGAUAUAAUUUAGGUUAUAAAAUAAAAUAAAAUUGAUUUUUUAAUAUUAAUAUAGAACAUGUUAAAUAUUACAUCAAGAGAGUCAAGGUGGAUGUAUCGAGGGGCUGUUGACUAGUCUCAGACAGCUUAAUUUAAUUUCUGGUAUUUCAUUUGAUUCCAUAAUUUUUGUUUGACACAAAGGGUUGAAUUCAUUACACCCUCUUGGUUUGACGUUGGCAAAUUCUAUCACUUCUGUCACAAAAAUGCUUUUUGUCACCAGUUCAUACUAUUAUAAAUUUCCAAAUACUAUUUUGUAAUAAAGAAAUAAUAUGACUGCUUACAUUAAUUCUAAACAAGUGGGCAUUAGGGAAAAUUCAAUGAAUUACAACAUUCAGCAUUCAGCAAAUUGUGUUGUUGGUUUCAUGUUUUAAAUUUCUGAAAUUAUGGAAAAUCCUCCAAAAAUUUUUAAAGCCAGCAGUAUUAUCUUCAUUCAGGUGACAACAUUUAAACCUCAAAACUUACGUAAGUGACAAAUUUACUUUCACCCUAGCUGAAAUCCCCCCCAAAAUUUUUAUGUUAAGUAUAAACAUAAAACAAAUACAGAAAUUAGUUACAAGCGCAGACUGAUAUGUGUAAUUACAUUUUAUGUUUAAAAACUGACACAAACUUUCAUAACAUCAGACUUCUCCUUCUAAUUUUUGAUCAACACAAGGAGUGGUUGAUCGUUCAUUCCGAUAGCCCGAGUCAGCAAUCAAAUGUACCACUACAAAGUUGAUAGAAAUGGUAGAAAACAAUAUUAAUUUCUGCUGCAACAGAGUGAAUGCUACCUGAAUCGGAGAGUGCCAUCUCAUUUCAAAACACUGCAAAUGCUGAAAAUUUCCGGCAUCAUAAGAACAAAUUAACAUCAUGGUAAAUAAAUACUAAAACACAAAGCACCCUCAUCUUUAUAUCAUUCACAGGAAUACUAACCGUACUGAAUACAUGUGCUUUACAUAAUGAUGCCCUACUGUGCUGUUGAAUGUACUACAACAAACAAGAGAAUCCCAUCACAAUAAUCUUACCAUGUGUUCCAGAAACUUCUUAUAGUCUUUGUUUGUGUCUCAUAUUGCCGUUAUCAAUAAUCGUGAUGCAAUAACCAGUAUUUAAAUAUUGCAAUAAGAGAAGUAAAAACUGAAUUUCAUUCAUGUAAAUUCCAAUCUUGAUUGCACUUUAAAAUAUUUGCACCAUGUAUGGAAAUAUUGUACAUAUAUUACUGUAAUUAUCAUUAUAAUAUGGGCCAUGACUGUGAUCCCAAUUGGAUUUGCUAUAACAGCGCUCUUCUUGUCAGCGUAAGCUUCACUAUGGCAGAAGAGUGAUGUUAUUUGUAGAUUCCAAUCUUUAACAUUCCCACAAUUUUUUAAUCACAAAAGAAGAGCAUAAAUUUCCAUUUAUUUUUGAGACUCUUUUAUAAUUUGGACAACAGAUACUAAAAGAUACAUUUUAAUUUGAUUUUGAUGGCUAUCCUAUCUUGGAAUUCUUAGUGAAUUCUGGUCUCAUCAAUUUCAGUUUCAUGCAGAUCGGUGACUGCUGACAUAAUUCUGUUGCGAACCAUGCCAGGGGUUGCAGUUGACGGGUACCAUGUCGUGUAGUAAACAAUUAUCCACUGUAAUAUAAACUCCCUUCCUGCCCUCUAUACGUCAGUGCCUGUAAGUACGAGACUAAGAGAAGCAGAAAUUUAAAAUUAAUACGUAAACACGUAGUACAGAUUUUUUAAAUGUCUCAACCCCUCCAGAGAAGAGGAGAUUUAAGAUAUAAUAUAUUAUAUAUACAGUACUCUGUAAGCAAAAGAAAACAAAAGGCCUAUUGUACUAUAUUUCUGUGAAGAAGCUGGUGCAUCUGAGACGAGUGGGAGUUCAAAUGAACAGAAAUCUAACAAAUGUUACAUAUCUUCUUUCAGUUCCUGUCGCCUGUUUUGAAUGGUGAGAGAUAACGUUAUAUUCCUUCUCAUGUUUGCAGCUGUAACUUGAUUUGUCAAAAUGCAAGCGUUAAGUUGAGCACGUACUUGGAACUGA
This is a messenger RNA of Zootermopsis nevadensis, 5196 nucleotides long. NCBI's taxonomy places the organism in Eukaryota, Metazoa, Arthropoda, Insecta, Blattodea, Termopsidae. The record is from RefSeq and is a predicted model, not a curated record.